GUUGCGUUUUAACGAUACUGAAACUUUUCCUAAGACGGACGGAAAUGUGUGUAUUCAUAUGCGCGUCUUGCAGGAUGUGGAUAUUUUUAUAUCUGUAUAAACUGAUAGAUCAUACAGGGAGUAAAAUUAUUUUGUAACGUAUGUCACGCGUGGGCUCUCUUGUUGCUCUUGUACUUGUGCCCCCCCCCUCUCAUUUCAACACGUGACAUUUAGCCAAUCGUAGAUCUGAAGGAAGUUACGUCAAUGUCGGUUACUCCAAUCACGGGUGUAUAACUUCAAUGAUGUUUUUGUAAAGUACAGCUGUUAUUUAUUGUAACGAAGGCAAGCUUUCAUCCUGCUGAACUGAGAAGAAACUGGCUGUUUUCGGAUUAAGUUCAGCAGAAGGUAAAGAAGAGUCAGAAUGAGUUCGGUUGGGAAUGCUGGAGGUGAUAAUCGAGAGACAAACCAAGAGAGACACCCAGUUGACCUGGCAGCUAAGACAACAGUAAAAACCACUGUGGAAUCAACUAGGCCAGCUUCAAUGCAAGCUUCAGGUCAGCUUCGUGGCAUUGGUACAACAAUAAGUCAUCCUGCAACACGAGUACAGAGUUCUGGUAUCCAGACUGUUGUCACCAGCAGCUCCACCAGCCAGAGUUCCCAUGUUGGAUCUAGCCCACAGAUACCUCUCAAGCAAGUGGGGGUUCCUCGUAGUGCCCUGCCAGUGUGUACACCUUCCAACACAGCUACACUGGUACAGACUGGAACAGCAGCAAGUACUCGUCCUUCUGUUGUGCCUGCAACAUCACCACUACCCUUGCAAACAAAUGCCACAUUGUCUGGUACCCAUGUCUCCACAACAUAUCAUGUACCCAGAGGUGCAGCAGCAGUUGCAAACAUAGCUGCCCCACGAGCAGCUGUGGCCACUCCUAUAAUAAGAUCCACAACAAACCUCCAGUCUUCAGCAGGCACCCAGCACACAACUAGUUUUACACCUGGUUUGCGUGGUUCAGGUCCAAGCAGUAUGUUACCUCGAGCUUUGAGCCCUGCAUCUCAGGGAACAACAUGGUUAAGUGGAAGUAUUACUCCAACAGCAACAACAGCAGUGCCUAAGUGUGUGUCUCCAGGACCCAUAUUAACAUCACCAAGAACUUCAUCAGUCACCACCAUCCAGCAGUAUACUCAAGGACGCUCAACAUCCAUGACAGUAACUGCUAGACCAUUAACUCCACAAGGAAACAGAAUGCAGUCUGAAUCCCCACGGCCUCAGCUCAUACAUGCCUCUGCACAGAAACCUAUUGCUGUCACACAGACUGGCACACAGUUGCACAUUGCUGAGAAGAGCUACUUCAAACCAAGUGUGUCAGUGCAGUCCUCACUUGGAGAAGUAUCAAUAGCUCAAGUGUUGCCUGCACGCACGCAGUCUGUCACAUACAGCAACCCUCUCACUUCUACAACAGCACUCUUUCCAGCCACAUCUUGUACAAGUCAAGGAACGACUACACUUAUUGCAUCCCAACCCCACCCACUGACCCUAUCACAAGGCAUGGUCAGCACAACAGGUAGUGGCCAAGGCUCAGCCACAGUCUUGACAGCCCCAGGCAGGCUUACAAUGUCCAGUAUUCCUGGAACAAGUCUUCCUGCUCAGGGGACCAUACUUGCUGCUGCAACCACUCAGCGACCAGGACAAGUGUCUAAUGCAGCAGUCCUGGCAGCUCCUGCUUGUUUAGCAGUCUCUACAGCUAGUCAGGGUCCUGGCUCUGCUCAAGGAACCACUCGCCUCACUGCAGCUGCAUCAAGUGCAGGGCAAGGAACCAUCAUAGCAAGCUCUGCUCGCAUCACCACUUUGCCCAGCUCAGUCCUCACCUCUGGUCAGGGAACUGCUGCUUUGUUGACUGGGCCAGCUCGACUCACUAUGACCUCCAGUAUCCCUAUUCCAGGCCAGAAUGCAGUACUGUCAGGCCAGACUCGUUUACAGGCGGUGUCUUCAACUGUUCCCACAGCGAUUGCGGCCUCAUCCUCAUCAGGAGCUGUGCUAGCUGCACCAGCCCGUAUUGCAGUUUCAGCUAGUUCUGUUGGCCCUCCGGUUCAGCAAGGUGCUCGUCUUACUGUAUCUGCUAAUUCUGCAGUUGUGUCAAAUCCAGGACAGAACACGCUGAUUACGGCUCCCACACGUCUUACUGUGUCAUCAAACUCAUCCAUGACUUCUAGUCCAGGCCAUCAAGGAACUACUGUCCUGGCAACUCCUGCACGUCUGACUGUUACGUCAGGUGUCCCCAGCUCAGGCCUUCCACCUACAGGUGUUGUGUCACUUCAUCCAGUAGUUGUCUCGAACACAAAUCCAAGCCUGGCCCUAAAACCAUCCUCACACAACCAACUCGGAACAUCGGGCAGCAGAAAUGUUAACACUCAUCAGAAUUUGGGACCAAAGGUCAUAACACAACCUGCACAUGGCCCUCCAAUCCAGAUUACACAGGUGCCAGUGAGCUCUGUGUCUGGUAAGCUGCCCCAACCUCUGCACAGUGUGACUCCCUUGCAGACAGCUAUAGCAAUCACUACAGGAGCCACCAGAACUGCAUACACAGCUACGACAACGGUUACUACAAGUAAUGUGUCCAGUAUCCGCCCAGUUACGGUAGCCACUACAUCAGCUAUACCAGUGGCUAAAGUGUUCCCACAGGCCGUUGGUGUUGGCCGAGAACAGAUUGGGACAAAUUCUGUAUCUGAAGUGACAUUACCAGUACAUGCAAUCCAGACCUCUCAACCAGCACAACAGCAACCUCAGCAAACCAUUGUGGCAACUCAGCAAGCUAUUUCUCAAGCCACCAGUGUGUACAUCCAAACUUCACAUAGAACUUCGCCUGUACCAAGCUCUACUCAGGCAUCUGUAGACAGAACAGCUUCAACACUUCCAACAUAUACACUUCCAACUACUUAUUACUAUGAAACCCCCAGUGGCUACCAGGUGGCAGGGGUAGGCAGCUCACUGGUGGCUCGACCAUACAACUCUGGAAGUCCUUACACUGUGCAGACCACCACUACACCAGCACUGCGACCAGGAGUCACCACACAUCAAGUACAUGGCAUUGUGGCUGGAACCCAGCCUGUAAGGUUCAACCCUGUUAUGGUUGUUGAUCCUGCCAGAAGCACCAUGCCUGUUCACUCAUCCUUUGUGACAGAAGGUACUUUGGUUCAAACAGAAGGAUCAGUACUGGGUCAAAGCAGCCAAAUGCAGCCUACUUCAAAACCCAAUGCCUCUCCUAGACCUAGCAUAUUACGUAAGAGGGACAAUGAAGGCUCCCCUCUGAAGGCGCAGAAGAAUCUGGCUCCAGUUUUAGCUGCUUUAAGCAGUGGGGCCCCGGUCUCUCCUCCAUCACCGCGGCGUCCUGACUCACGUGGCAAUGGAGGCAAUUCUUCUGGUGGCUCCACUACCAUUUCAGCUACUUCAUCUCCAGAACUGGGUGAAGCAGGAGAUGAUUCUUUACCACCAAUAAAGCAAGAACCAGUUGACGAAGGAGAAAGACCCCCAGUUGAGAUGAGCCCUCGCAAAAAACCCCGUAAACAACAGCUGACUGGUAAUGAACUGCAUGAACCCAAAUUCAGUGAAGAUGAUAUGGAAUUUAUUGUGGAAGAGAAAAAUAUCAAGAAAGAAGUGAAAGAAGUGUCCGAGGAGUAUGAAGAGAAAAUCUACAUACCAAAACGCCCCAGUAUUUCCCUUAUGAACAGCUACAGACAUACUUGGAAGUCUAGACACAAUCACUAUCUCCGCUACAGUGAUGUGAAACCAAAGGAUGAGAGACGACCUACUGUGAUGGACCUUGCAAACCAAAAACAGGUUCUGCAGAAGGUGAAUGGAUGGAAGAUCUAUCACCUCAGUACACAAAUGGAAGAUCUUUCUGAGCUGGAGAUGCAGGUGUUUGAAAAACUCACAGCAAUGCUGAAAGUGAUGGAGAAGAAAACUGGAAAGGAGCUGGAUAAAGAUGUAAACAGAAUCAAUGAACUUAUAAAAGGAAAUAUUCAGAGGAGCAAAGUAAUCAAGGAUCAAAUGCAGGAAGCCAAGAGCCAAAUUAUGAAGAUCUUUGAUCAUAAGAGUCAAGUGACAGACAUUAUCAGUCGUUGUGCAAACAAACGUUCGCUCAAGAAGCGUGAGAAAUCGUAGUUUUUCUCUUGCCAGUGGUGUUAUUUUAACUGUGAGACAGGCCACCAGUUGUAUGUAUAUAUAGAGUUAAUUUUGAGCCUAGAAAACAUAAUUGACAGAAAAGAAGUACCUUUAUUUAGUGCAUAUAAUAAUUUAUAAUAAAUCAUUUUUAUUGGACUUAGAAUUGCAACAAACUGUGGUAUGUGGGAAACCACAGACUGGUAGUUAUUUAUGCACCUUGCACCC
Cryptotermes secundus is the source of this 4360-nucleotide messenger RNA. RefSeq names its product mucin-5AC (gene Sap130). The record is from RefSeq and is a predicted model, not a curated record. Lineage: Eukaryota; Metazoa; Arthropoda; Insecta; Blattodea; Kalotermitidae. Gene Ontology annotation, biological process: negative regulation of transcription by RNA polymerase II. The transcript has 18 exons. Gene Ontology annotation, cellular component: Sin3-type complex. The coding region runs from base 401 to 4135 and encodes 1244 amino acids.